CUGCUGCAGCUGGAGCUGGUGGUAGUGGUGGCGGUAUGGCGGCUGCUGCUGCUGGCGGAGAUGCCGCUUCGAUGGCUGGUGACGAUGCUGGGACUGAUGCUGGUGCCAGCUCUAUACCACCAUCGGAAGCUGGCGGUCGUCCACCCUUGGAUACGGUGGGUUCAGAAGGUGGCGGUCCUUCGAGCAUGGGUGGCAUGGUUGGUCCACCAAGUCCUUUAACCGGUUGUUAUUUAUUGAUCAUUUUGGGUGAGCCGCAUUCGGAGGAGCAUAAGGAUAAUAUUUUGCAGCAUUUGCUAAAGGGUUUCCUCUCAUGGGACGUAGCUGAUUGUCAUGUCGAUUUGGAAGAGGAACUGAAUACUAUAACCAAGCAUGCACCCGAAGGAGAGGAGGCACGUUAUGGCGAACGACUCAUUCAGUAUGCUAGCGAAAAUCUAGUCACUGAAGUUUUGAUACAUCCCCAAUACAAUACUCUUAUACAAUGUAUGCGCAACAUGUUGAGCAGCUUCACCAGGCAUCGUCACAUCAUACAUGCCGGCUAUACCUUUUCGGGUAAUGGUUCCUGGAUACUACAGGAUGGAACCUUUUCGGUUGGUGACUUUGCCGAAGCUUUCCAAGAACAUGAUGUCCAAAGAGUUAUUCGUGCUUAUGCCGAUACCAUUACCAUGAACAUCCACUGUGCCGAUGCUGGCCUAUGGCAUACCUUGCCAGACAAAAGUUAUGCCCGCCUCUGCAAGAUACGCAUUAAUCCAGUCGAUGUCUUGGAUACCAGCAGUGAGAGCAUAAAUGCUUUUAUAGACUAUUUGGCUCCCAUGUUGGUGCCCACAUCCAUACGUGAACUACUCGAGACCUCAGACGUUGUUGGCAAUAUACGCUUCACACAUCCCACACUAUAUGUCUUCCCCGGCGGUCAGGGUGAUGCUGCCCUAUUUGGCAUCAACGGUUUUAAUAUGUUGGUCGAUGGUGGCUUUAAUCGCAAGGCCUGCUUUUGGGAUUUCGUCCGCCACCUAGAUCGUUUGGAUGCUGUGCUUAUGACCCGCCUCAACAACAGCAACAUCCAGGGUCUCAGCUCGGUGGUCGAGCGUAAACGCGAUGCGCCCGUUUAUCCACAAAUCGGCCAUUUCUUUUGCAAUAUACCUGAUCGCAAGGGCGGUCUGCCUAGUCCCGAUGGUGAUAAGGAUCGCAAUCCACUAUUGAUAGAUCUCUUUGAGAGAGGCCAUAAUCUAGUCAGUGACUUAAAGUCGUUAGAUUUAAAACCACAAACCUGUUAUAGAGCACCCGAACCCAUUAACCUAUACCACAAGGUGGGCCAUGGCACCUUGGACAUGUACGUCAUAAGUCCCUCUCGCGAUUCACGCGAAGUCAAGGAGUUCCUGCAGAAAUGGAACUCGGGGGAUCAGCGACUGUUUGCCGCCCGCGAUUCCAAGGAUUUCAACUUCCCCCUUCAGAAUCUGGUUUCGAUUUGCGCCCUGCUUGUCUGGCAGCCAGCCAAUCCUGAUGACAGCAUCACACGUAUACUCUUCCCCGGUAGUACGCCCGACUACAAGAUCCAAGAAGGUCUGGAAAAAAUAAAACACUUGGAAUUUAUGAAGCAUUCAACCUGCACUGCCAAAUCAAUUGCUCCUGCCAUCCAGACUGUCGUCACAACCCGCAAAACUCUGAAAUCGGCCAUUGAGCCCUCCGGGCCUAUAAUGCCCUCGAAGCCCGGCAGAUUUGUCCCUCCAGCAGCGACAGCGGCCACACUGGCCACCAUGCAGCAACAAGACAACAAAAUGAAGGAAUCAGUCUCCUCGGUUGUGGCCGAAGAGGAGAAGAUUGAGAAGAUAUAUCAGGAGGAGGAGGAGAAAAUCGCUGCCUUUAAGAAGAAGGAAGAUUCAAUCGAGACGGCGGAUGAACAGGCCGUCGAGACUGGCGACGAAGCUAUGCCAGAGCAAAUGGCUGAAACUACUAGCAAAGAAGAGGAGGACCAAGUGGACCAGGCCGUAGAAGCCGAAGUCGAUAAUAAGGAGAGCACAGAAAAGAAGGUUGAGGUUGUCAUAGUCAAACCUCAACCCCAGGCUCCACCUCCAGCCAAGGAUAUAAUUGAAACUGCUGCCGAACCCAUUAAACCCGCCAAACCGGCCAAAGCUAAGGCUGAAAAGCCCAGGGCCGAAGUCAAGCCCUUGGUACGCUCCCGUAUCGAUACCCGACCUCCCAAAUCAAUGGAACGCAAGGUUGCCAAGAAGGACGAAAAGAAGAGUUCGCCAACAGCAACUCCACGAAAACAGGAAUCUGCUAAACCACCUACCAGAGAGGUCAAAUCCAAAGUUGGCAGCCGUCCAGCUAAGGCCAGUCCCAGCAGUACACCGGCCAAAAGCGCCAAAGAAGCCAAUAAUCGCAAGGUCUUCGAAUCGAAACAGCAGUCCAUUAGACAGACAUCCACAACCACCUCGAGUACCCGAAGGGAAGUCACACGCACCGCAGUCAGUAGCACUGAGAAACGAGAAACCAAGGCCGCCGAACCUCGUAAGCCUAUCUCGAGAAGACCACGUGGUGCAUCGCCUUCAAAACGUGCUCCUGGCAGUCCUGUCAAGGCGGUUAAGCCCAAAGCUGCCGAUCUUAAGAAAGCCCGCCUGGACAAGGGCGGCACCACCGACUCCAGCCUAGUCUCUACUCCAUCCGCCGAUGAUGCUGCUGCUGCCAAAAAGCUACAAGAACUCACCGCCUCCCAGGAAUUGGACGUGGAGAAACAGCGUGAACUAGACGACCUCAAGGAAGAACAAGAGGUGGUGCGGGAAAUCGAAGCGGUCUUCUCUCGCGACGAAAUGAAACGCCACCAACAAAUCAAGGCUGAAAUUCGCGAAGUUACAAAACAGGACAGUACAACCGAAGCCGAAGAAGACGACGAGUACUUGAUCAUUGAAAAGGAGGAAAUCACCGAGGACUCCAUUGUCGAACAGGAGGAGAGCAGUGUUACCAAAGAGGAGGAAAUCCAAAAGCACCAACGCGACUCCCAGGAAUCGGAGAAGAAGCGCAAACGCAGUGCCGAAGAGGAGAUCGAAGCCGCCAUUGCCAAGGUGGAAGCCGAAGAACGCAAGGCUAAACAUGAAACUGAGCCCACCGAGGCAGAAGAGGCUGAAAAGGAGGCGGAUGCUGAGGCCAAGGUGGGACUCACCACUGCCGUCGAAUCCGAAAUUAAGGCUGAAGUACAGGAAAUUAUUACUACAGCCAAGGAAAUUGUCACUUCCAAAACUGAUGAACAUCUGGCCAAGACCGAAGAGGAUCUAUCUUCGGUAACGCCCGACGAACGCAUCAGUAGCGCUAAAAAGACGUCCGAUACCAAAGAUGACUUGGUUGGCAUGCCUGUUGAGGUAAUCCCAGCCAACCUUCAAGAAAGCCUGCCAGAAGAACGAUUCUCUGCCACAAUAGAGUCGGGCGCCACUACAGCCCCCACACUGCCCGAAGACGAACGCAUCCCAUUGGAUGAAAUCAAAGAAGACCUGGCCAUUGAAGAGAAAUACGUCAAGGAGGAAACUAAAGAAGUGGAAGCCGUAGUUGCAUCCGUAAGUGCCCUGACGUCGAUCAUUCCUCCAUCUGAAACCAGUGCUGAGCCUAAGGAAAUUCUGGCUCAGAAAUACACGGAUCGUAUUGUGGCCGGUAUUGGAACCGCAGAGCGUAUUUUGCCUAUCAAAAUGGCCUAUGAUUCCCAACAGAUGCGGGACGUUGUUAAAACUCCCGAUGAAGUGGCCGACCUGCCCAUGCACGAAGAAGCCGACAUGGGUAUGUAUGAAAAGGACGCUCAAGAUUCUGGCAAGUCCAUCUCCCACAAGGAGGAAUUGGCCAAAGAAGAAAAGGAGGAAGAAGAGAAAGUCACCGAAAUCGAAGAGGAAGACGAAGAAGUUGAAGAGGAGAAGGAUACGAAAUUGACAAAGGAAGACGAAGAAGAGGCUCAGGAAACCGUAACAGCCGUCCAACAGGAGGAAGAGUCCAAAGAGAAGGUUCCUUCACCAACCGAAAAGGCUCCUGCCUCUCCAGCUGAUGUUAAGGAUGCUGAGGAAAUCAAGGAGGAAGAUACACAUGAAGCCGAAGAAACUGCCGUUGAGGUAAAAGAAGAAAUCACCGCCGUUAAAGUGGCUGAAGUUAAGGAGGCAAAGAAACCUCUGGCAUCACCUGAGGAGAAGGAAGUUAGCGAAAUUACAUCGGAAGACGAAAUUCCACCACAAAUGCCAACAACAAAGCCCGGAGCUGAGAAACACGAAGACACCAUUUCCGUCGAAUGCCCUCCAACAAUUGAGGAGGCAAUUGAAGUUGAAGUCCAAAAAUCGUUGCAAGCCAGCCGCAAGACAUCCGUGGAAUCCAAGGAGACAUCUAAGAAACCCUCAGCCGAAGUUUCUAAAGAAACUUCGCGACGAGAAUCUGUAUCGGAAAAAGCAGCAGAAUCUAAGGAAACAUCAAGGCCUGAAUCCGCAGUCGACGAAGAAAAAUCAGUACACGAUUCUAAACAGCCCUUACGACGAGAGUCCAUAGCUGAUGCCGAGAAAAUAAGUAAGUCAAAGGAACCUUCUGAGAGUGCUUCCGUUGGUGAAGCUUCCCGUAAGAGUUCGGUCGAAGAAAGCGAAAAGGCCAAGACAUCUGAAGCAGCGUCAAGAGAACCAUCUCGGCCUGCUUCGGUAACAGAAAGCGAUAAAGUGGAAAAAUCUGUUAUGGAGAGCGAAAAAGCAGACCUUACCGUAGUUUCACAAAAAACUUCGGUUAUAGAGGCCGAAAAGGAUCAGAAGAUUGCAUCUACAGAGGUCUCCAAAGGGCCAUCAGAGACUGCAUCAGCCGUUGUCAGCGAAAAGGAUGAAAAAUCGCCAAUAGCUUCCAGAAAACCCUCAGUUGCAGAGAGCGAGAAGAAAUCUGCUGAAGAAUCUAAAGAAACAUCUCGACCCACAUCCGUGGCUGAUAGCAAGGAGGUUGCAUCAGCGGCAGUCAGUGAAACGGACGAGAAAUCUCCAGUUGAAUCGAGGAAACCUUCCGUAGCAGAAAGUGAGAAGAAAUAUGCCGAAGAGUCCAAGGAGUCUUCAAGACCCACUUCCGUUGCUGAAAGUAAAGAUGAUGACAAAUCUGCAAUUGCAUCUCGAAAGGAAUCAGUGGCCGAAAGCGUUAAGGACGUUAAGUCAACAGAGGCAUCCAAGCCAACAUCGGAGGCUGUUUCAGCUGCAGUUAGUGAGAAGGACGAAAAAUCUCCAAUUGCUUCAAGAAAAGCUUCCAUAGCCGAUAGCGAGAAGAAAUCUGCCGAGGAAUCCAAAGAAAUAUCACGACCUACUUCCGUCGCAGAAAGCAAGGAAUCCGCAUCAGCAGCUAUUAGUGAAAAAGAUGAGAAAUCUCCAGUUGCUUCAAGGAAACCUUCGGUUGCUGAAAGUGAUAAGAAAUCUGCCGAGGAAUCCAAGGAACCAUCACGACCUGUUUCCGUGGUAGAAAGCAAAGAGGAAGAGGACGUCAAGUCAAUCGAGGCAUCAAAGCCAGCUUCAGAGGUUGUGUCAGCUGCCGUUAGCGAAAAAGAUGUGAAAUCUCCCUUUGCUUCUAGGAAGUCUUCGGUUGCAGAUAUUGAGAAAAAGUCUGCCGAUGAAUCCAAAGAACCAUCACGACCAACAUCAGUCUCUGAAAGCAAAGAAGACGUCAAAUCACCAAUUGUAUCUAGAAAACAGUCUGUUGUCGAAAGCGUAACAGAAGUAAAGUUGACCGAGACAUUUACAGAAACAACUAAACGAACAUCCGCUGCUGUCAGUGAAAGGGACGAGAAAUCACCGAUUUCUUCAAGAAAAACUUCAGUUGGUGAAAGCGAUAUCAAAUCUACAGAAGCAUCCCGUCCAACAUCCGUCGCUGAAAGCAAAGAAGAUGAAAAAUCCACCACUGCAUCACGAAAGGCCUCGGUAGCAGAAAGUGAAAAGAAAUCUGCCGAGGAAUCCAAGGAAGCUUCCCGACCAACUUCUGUCGCUGAAAGCAAGGAAGAAGAGAAAUCUCCCAUUGCCUCUCGAAAGGCCUCGGUAGCAGAAAGUGAAAUGAAAUCUGCCGAGGAAUCCAAAGAAGCUUCCCGACCAACUUCUGUCGCUGAAAGCAAGGAAGAAGAGAAAUCUCCCAUUGCCUCUCGAAAGGCCUCGGUAGCAGAAAGUGAAAUGAAAUCUGCCGAGGAAUCCAAAGAAGCUUCCCGACCAACUUCUGUCGCUGAAAGCAAGGAAGAAGAGAAGUCUCCCAUUGCCUCUCGAAAGGCCUCGGUAGCAGAAAGUGAAAAGAAAUCUGCCGAGGAAUCCAAAGAGGCUUCCCGACCAACUUCUGUCGCCGAAAGCAAGGAAGAAGAGAAAUCUCCACUCGCUUCACGAAAGGCCUCGAUAGCAGAAAGUGAAAAGAAAUCUGCUGAGGAAUCCAAGGAGGCUUCCCGACCAACUUCUGUCGCUGAAAGCAAGGAAGAAGAGAAAUCUCCCAUUGCCUCUCGAAAGGCCUCGGUAGCAGAAAGUGAAAAGAAAUCUGCCGAGGAAUCCAAGGAAGCUUCCCGACCAACAUCCGUUGCUGAAAGCAAGGAAGAAGAGAAAUCUCCCAUUGCUUCGCGAAAGGCCUCGGUAGCAGAAAGUGAGAAAAAAUCUGACGAGGAAUCCAAGGAAGCCUCCCGACCAACAUCUGUUGCUGAAAGCAAGGAAGAAGAGAAAUCUCCCAUUGUCUCACGAAAGGCCUCGGUAGCAGAAAGUGAAAAGAAAUCUGCCGAAGAAUCCAAGGAAGCUUCCCGACCAACAUCUGUCGCUGAAAGCAAGGAAGAAGAGAAAUCUCCACUCGCUUCACGAAAGGCCUCGGUAGCAGAAAGUGAAAAGAAAUCUGCCGAGGAAUCCAAGGAAGCUUCCCGACCAACAUCUGUUGCUGAAAGCAAGGAAGAAGAGAAAUCUCCCAUUGUCUCACGAAAGGCCUCGGUAGCAGAAAGUGAAAAGAAAUCUGCCGAAGAAUCCAAGGAGGCUUCCCGACCAACUUCUGUCGCUGAAAGCAAGGAAGAAGAGAAAUCUCCACUCGCUUCACGAAAGGCCUCGGAAGCAGAAAGUGAAAAGAAAUCUGCCGAGGAAUCCAAGGAAGCUUCCCGACCAACAUCUGUCGCUGAAAGCAAGGACGAAGAGAAAUCUCCCAUUGCUUCAAGAAAAACCUCGGUAGCAGAAAGUGAAAAGAAAUCUGCUGAAGAAUCCAAGGAAGCUUCCCGACCAACAUCCGUUGCUGAAAGCAAGGAAGAAGAGAAGUCUCCACUCGCUUCACGAAAGGCCUCGGUAGCAGAAAGUGAAAAGAAAUCUGCCGAGGAAUCCAAAGAGGCUUCCCGACCAACAUCCGUUGCUGAAAGCAAGGAAGAAGAGAAAUCUCCCAUUGCCUCACGAAAGGCCUCGGUAGCAGAAAGUGAAAAGAAAUCUGCCGAGGAAUCCAAGGAAGCUUCCCGACCAACAUCUGUUGCUGAAAGCAAGGAAGAAGAGAAAUCUCCCAUUGUCUCGCGAAAGGCCUCGGUAGCAGAAAGUGAAAAGAAAUCUGCCGAGGAAUCCAAGGAGGCUUCCCGACCAACUUCUGUCGCUGAAAGCAAGGAAGAAGAUAAAUCUCCCAUUGCCUCACGAAAGGCCUCGGUAGCAGAAAGUGAAAAAAAAUCUGCCGAGGAAUCUAAAGAUGCUUCCCGACCAACUUCUGUUGCUGAAAUCAAGGAAGAAGAGAAAUCUCCCAUUGCCUCGAGAAAAGCCUCGAUAGCAGAAAGUGAUAGGAAAUCCGCUGAGGAAUCCAAGGAAGCUUCCCGACCAACUUCUGUUGCUGAAAUCAAGGAAGAUGAAAAAUCUCCACUCGCUUCACGAAAGGCCUCGGUAGCAGAAAGUGAAAAGAAAUCUGCCGAGGAAUCCAAGGAAGCUUCCCGACCAACAUCUGUCGCUGAAAGCAAGGAAGAAGAGAAGUCUCCACUCGCUUCACGAAAGGUCUCGGUAGCAGAAAGUGAAAAGAAAUCUGCCGAGGAAUCCAAGGAAGCUUCCCGACCAACAUCCGUUGCUGAAAGCAAGGAAGAAGAGAAGUCUCCCAUUGCCUCACGAAAGGCCUCGGUAGCAGAAAGUGAAAAGAAAUCUGCCGAGGAAUCCAAGGAAGCUUCCCGACCAACAUCCGUUGCUGAAAGCAAGGAAGAAGAGAAAUCUCCCAUUGCCUCACGAAAGGCCUCGGCAACAGAAAGUGAAAAGAAAUCUGACGAGGAAUCCAAGGAUGCUUCCCGACCAACUUCUGUCGCUGAAAGCAAGGAAGAAGAAAAAUCUCCCAUUGCCUCACGAAAGGCCUCGGUAGCAGAAAGUGAAAAGAAAUCUGCCGAGGAAUCCAAGGAAGCUUCCCGACCAACAUCCGUUGCUGAAAGCAAGGAAGAAGAAAAAUCUCCCAUUGCCUCGCGAAAGGCUUCGGUAGCAGAAAUUGAAAAGAAAUCUGCCGAGGAAUCCAAGGAAGCUUCCCGACCAACUUCUGUCGCUGAAAGCACGGAAGAAGAAAAAUCUCCCAUUGCCUCGCGAAAGGCUUCGGUAGCAGAAAGUGAAAAGAAAUCUGCCGAGGAAUCCAAGGAAGCUUCCCGACCAACAUCCGUUGCUGAAAGCAAGGAAGAAGAAAAAUCUCCCAUUGCCUCGCGAAAGGCUUCGGUAGCAGAAAGUGAGAAAAAAUCUGCCGAGGAAUCCAAAGAAGCUUCCCGACCAACAUCCGUUGCUGAAAGCAAGGAAGAAGAAAAAUCUCCCAUUGCCUCACGAAAGGCCUCGGUAACAGAAAGUGAAAAGAAAUCUGCCGAGGAAUCCAAGGAAGCUUCCCGACCAACGUCCGUUGCUGAAAGCAAGGAAGAAGAGAAAUCUCCCUCGGUAGCAGAAAGUGAAAAGAAAUCUGCCGAGGAAUCCAAGGAAGCUUCCCGACCAACUUCUGUCGCUGAAAGCAAGGAAGAAGAGAAGUCUCCACUCGCUUCACGAAAGGCCUCGGUAGCAGAAAGUGAAAAGAAAUCUGCCGAGGAAUCCAAGGAAGCUUCCCGACCAACUUCUGUCGCUGAAAGCAAGGAAGAAGAGAAGUCUCCACUCACUUCACGAAAGGCCUCGGUAACAGAAAGUGAAAAGAAAUCUGCCGGGGAAUCCCAGGAAGCUUCCCGACCAACAUCUGUCGCUGAAAGCAAGGAAGAAGAGAAAUCUCCCAUUGCCUCACGAAAGGCCUCGGUAGCAGAAAGUGAAAAGAAAUCUGCCGAUGAAUCCAAGGAUGCUUCCCGACCAACUUCUGUCGCUGAAAGCAAAGAAGAAGAAAAAUCUCCCAUUGCUUCAAGAAAAGCCUCGGUAGCAGAAAGUGAAAAGAAAUCUGCCGAUGAAUCCAAGGAAGCUUCCCGACCAACGUCCGUUGCUGAAAGCAAGGAAGAAGAGAAGUCUCCACUCGCUUCACGAAAGGCCUCGGUAGCAGAAAGUGAAAAGAAAUCUGCCGAGGAAUCCAAAGAAGCUUCCCGACCAACAUCUGUCGCUGAAAGCAAGGAAGAAGAGAAAUCUCCCAUUGCCUCGAGAAAGGCCUCGGUAGCAGAAAGUGAAAAGAAAUCUGCCGAGGAAUCCAAGGAAGCUUCCCGACCAACAUCUGUCGCUGAAAGCAAGGAAGAAGAGAAAUCUCCGAUUACCUCACGAAAGGCCUCGGUAGCAGAAAGUGAAAAGAAAUCUGCCGAGGAAUCCAAGGAAGCUUCCCGACCAACUUCUGUCGCUGAAAGCAAGGAAGAAGAGAAAUCUCCCAUUGCCUCGAGAAAGGCCUCGGUAGCAGAAAGUGAAAAGAAAUCUGCCGAGGAAUCCAAGGAAGCUUCCCGACCAACAUCUGUCGCUGAAAGCAAGGAAGAAGAGAAAUCUCCCAUUGCCUCGAGAAAGGCCUCGGUAGCAGAAAGUGAAAAGAAAUCUGCCGAGGAAUCCAAGGAAGCUUCCCGACCAACUUCUGUCGCUGAAAGCAAGGAAGAAGAGAAAUCUCCGAUUACCUCACGAAAGACCUCGGUAGCAGAAAGUGAAAAGAAAUCUGCCGAGGAAUCCAAGGAUGCUUCCCGACCAACUUCUGUCGCUGAAAGCAAGGAAGAAAAAAAAUAUCCCAAGGAAGAAGAAAAAUCUCCCAUUGCCUCACGAAAGGCCUCGGUAGCAGAAAGUGAAAAGAAAUCUGCCGAGGAAUCCAAGGAAGCUUCCCGACCAACAUCUGUCGCUGAAAGCAAGGAAGAAGAGAAAUCUCCCAUUGCCUCACGAAAGGCCUCGGUAGCAGAAAGUGAAAAGAAAUCUGCCGAGGAAUCCAAGGAAGCUUCCCGACCAACUUCUGUCGCUGAAAGCAAGGAAGAAGAGAAAUCUCCGAUUACCUCACGAAAGACCUCGGUAGCAGAAAGUGAAAAGAAAUCUGCCGAGGAAUCCAAGGAAGCUUCCCGACCAACUUCUGUCGCUGAAAGCAAGGAAGAAGAGAAAUCUCCCAUUGCCUCACGAAAGGCCUCGGUAGCAGAAAGUGAAAAGAAAUCUGCCGAGGAAUCCAAGGAAGCUUCCCGACCAACAUCUGUCGCUGAAAGCAAGGAAGAAGAGAAAUCUCCCAUUGCCUCACGAAAGGCCUCGGUAGCAGAAAGUGAAAAGAAAUCUGCCGAGGAAUCCAAGGAAGCUUCCCGACCAACUUCUGUCGCUGAAAGCAAGGAAGAAGAGAAAUCGGUAGCAGAAAGUGAAAAGAAAUCUGCCGAGGAAUCCAAGGAAACUUCCCGACCAACUUCUGUCGCUGAAAGCAAGGAAGAAGAUAAGUCUCCCAUUGCUUCGCGAAAGGUCUCGGUAGCAGAAAGUGAAAAGAAAUCUGCCGAGGAAUCCAAGGAAGCUUCCCGACCAACAUCCGUUGCUGAAAGCAAGGAAGAAGAGAAAUCUCCCAUUGCCUCACGAAAGGCGUCGGUAGCAGAAAGUGAAAAGAAAUCUGCCGAGGAAUCCAAGGAAGCUUCCCGACCAACUUCUGUCGCUGAAAGUAAGGAAGAAGAUAAAUCUCCCAUUGCUUCUCGAAAGGUCUCGGUAGCAGAAAGUGAAAAGAAAUCUGACGAGGAAUCCAAGGAAGCUUCCCGACCAACAUCCGUUGCUGAAAGCAAGGAAGAAGAGAAAUCUCCCAUUGCCUCACGAAAGGCCUCGGUAGCAGAAAGUGAAAAGAAAUCUGCCGAGGAAUCCAAGGAAGCUUCCCGACCAACAUCCGUUGCUGAAAGCAAGGAAGAAGAGAAAUCUCCCAUUGCCUCACGAAAGGCGUCGGUAGCAGAAAGUGAAAAGAAAUCUGCCGAGGAAUCCAAGGAAGCUUCCCGACCAACAUCCGUUGCUGAAAGCAAGGAAGAAGAGAAAUCUCCCAUUGCCUCACGAAAGGCGUCGGUAGCAGAAAGUGAAAAGAAAUCUGCCGAGGAAUCUAAGGAAUCUUCCCGACCAACUUCUGUCGCUGAAAGCAGGGAAGAAGAGAAAUCCCCCUCGGUAGCAGAAAGUGAAAAGAAAUCUGCCGAUGAAUCCAAGGAAGCUUCACGGCCAACAUCUGUCGCUGAAAGCAAGGAAGAAGAGAAAUCUCCCAUUGCCUCACGAAAGGUCUCGGUAGCAGAAAGUGAGAAAAAAUCUGCCGAGGAAUCUAAAGAAGCCUCGAGAAAGGCCUCGGUAGCAGAAAGUGAAAAGAAAUCAGCCGAGGAAUCCAAGGAAGCCUCGAGAAAGGCCUCGGUAGCAGAAAGUGAGAAAAAAUCUGCCGAAGAAUCCAAGGAAGCUUCCCGACCAACGUCCGUUGCUGAAAGCAAGGAAGAAGAGAAAUCUCCCAUUGCCUCACGAAAGGCUUCGGUAGCAGAAAGUGAAAAGAAAUCUGCCGAGGAAUCUAAAGAAGCUUCCCGACCAACAUCUGUCGCUGAUAGCAAGGAAGAAAAGAAAUCUCCCAUUGUCUCGCGAAAGGCCUCGGUAGCAGAAAGUGAAAAGAAAUCUGCGGAGGAAUCUAAGGAAGCUCACCGACCAACUUCUGUUGCUGACAGCAAGGGAGAAGAGAAAUCUGCCGAAGAAUCCAAGGAAGCUUCCCGACCAACAUCUGUCGCUGAAUGCAAGGAAGAAGAGAAAUCUCCACUCGCUUCACGAAAGGCCUCGGUAGCAGAAAGUGAGAAAAAAUCUGCCGAGGAAUCCAAGGAAGCUUCCCGACCAACAUCUGUCGCUGAAAGCAAAGAAGAAGACAAAUCUGUUGCGACCAGUGGAUUGACAUUAAAGACUGUUUAUCCCGUCAUUAUUGAUACCAUCUCCUCCCCCAUUGAUGAAGCCGGCGAUAUGAAAAAUAAGAAGGAAGAGUUUACUUUGGAUCUUGAAUCUGCAACACAGGAUGGAAAAUUACCAACUUCGUCCAGUCCCGUCGAUGUUGCUGAAGGUGACUUCCUAGCUGCAGGAGACGAUUCUAGCAAAGUAUCGGAACAUCAGGCGGCAGAUGUUGACAUAUCCGCAACUGUUUCGACACCUGUUGACAAAGCUGAUGUUUUCACCGAAGAAAUUGAAAAACUGAUUAUGUCUGAAAAGACUUCCCCUGCGGAAAAGAGUUCACCAGUUGAAAAAGUUUCUUCUGCUGAAAAGACGUCCCCAGCGGAAAAGGUUUCCCCUGUUGAAAAGAUUUCCCCCAGUCACGUUGAAACCAUGUCGUCGCCAAUCGACGAUGCCACUAAAACGAUAGAAGAAAUCAUAAUGAAGAAGGAGGAUUUCACUCUACAGCUCUCUGCUACUGAAGUCGUUGGACAAUUGCCAACAUCUUCCAGUCCAGUUGAUGUGGCCGAUGGCGACUUCGAGAAGGAAGUGGAGAAAACUGAAGAUGUCGCCGAUACAAAGUUCGCUGUUAAAGAUACAGUGUCAACCCCAGUUGAUGAAGCCGCAGAAUCUAUUGCCGAGGAUGAGAAGAAGAAGGAUGAAGAUUCGCCAUCUCCCAAAUCGAAGGGAAUUUUCGAAUCCAUAACCGGUAUCGUUAAAGAUAUCUUUACCAAGGAAUCCGAAGCCGUUACUGAGGCGGUUACAGCCAUCGAAACAACCGUCGAUCAUUUGACAGAGGACAUUGCUAAGAAAUCUGACGACAUCAGCGAAUCUGAACUUGCAAUCGAGUCUAGAAUUGAAGACGUCAAAGAUCAUGCCAAGUCCUUGUUGGACAUUUCAUCGAAACUUGAAAUACUCAAAGAUUCUGCCGCUCAUGCUUCGGAAGCAGUUAGUGAAAAAGCAGUCGAAGCUGAAGAAAAGGCCAAGGAAAUUCUAAAAUCUGAAGCAUCCGCUAUCAAGGACGAAGUCGAAAUCAUUGCGAAAACUACUGAAGAAUCCGUUAAAGAAGCCAAGGCAACAAUCGAGUCGAAAACUAUUUCAACCGAAGAAAUUGUCAAAACAGUGUCCGAGUCCUUGGACGAAAAGAUUUCCGACUUGAAACAGACUACCGAACAAGUUUUAGCCGAAGCAAAGGAGUCGAUUGUCACCAAAGCAGAAGAAAUUAAAGAGUCAACCGAAACCGUGGUUUCAGAAAUCGCAGAAACGGUUUCGCAAACCAAAGAAACAAUUGACCAGCAAGUUACAUCGGUGACUGAAGAAUUCUCCAGUAAGGUCGACGAUAUCAAAGAAAAAUCUCAAGAAGUUACAAAAAUGGUAUCAGAAUCGGUUACGGAAAAGGUUGAAGAGACAAAAACCAAGGUUGAAGAAUUGAAGGAAUCGGUUGCUACUUCCAUCGAAAAAUCUAUUGAAGAAGUGACAGAAUUGAAAGAACAAGUCGUUGAAGAAGUAAAGGAAACUGUGGCCUCAUCAACGGAAGCAGUUGUCGAAAAGACAGCCACAAUUAUCGAGGAUACAAAGACUGUUGCCGAAACAGUAGUUAAGGAUGUUAAGGAGUCAAUGGCCUCGUCAGCGGAAACCAUUACCGAAAAGACCGCCACAAUUGUCGAGGAUACCAAGACCGCUGUCGAAACAAUCGCUGAAGACGUUAAGGAGACUGUGUCCUCAUCAGCCGAAGCAAUUACCGAAAAGACAGCCACAGUUGUCGAAGAUGCCAAGACCGUCACGGAAUCAGUAACAAAAGACGUAAAGGAUUCUGUUGCCGACAAAGUCGAAGUGGUUGAAGAAAUUACUAAAACUACAAUUGAUACAUUGAGCCACGAAUUAAAAUCUGCAACGACCGAUUCCUUAGGAUUUACUACCGAACUUCGUGAAACACAUAUCACAACAAUGGACACAUCGCCCGACCUUAAGAUUACCGUUGUCGAUAAAGAAGAGCCAAUUUUGCAUGACAUCAAAGAAGAGGAUGAGGAGCAUAGAACUAGUCCACCUUCAGAUGUGACCCCAGUAUUGGGUGAGGUUGCCGUACCCAGGCCUGUGUCUCCACGGGAGGUUGAAGUCUUCAAAAUUGUCGCCGAUGUUGCCAAGGUCUUGAAAUCGGAGAAAGAUAUAACCGAGAUCAUUCCAGACUUUGAUGAAAAAGAAUUGGAGGAGAAACUCAAAUCGGUGGAAGAACCCGAGGGACCAACAGUCCAGAGAAUGCUAGUUACGGCCAGUAUACCCAGCGAAAAAGACAAACCGGUCCUUGACAAGGUCCCAAAGACGGAAAUUGAAUCUGAAAAAUCAUCUCCCGAUCUGAAAUCGUCAGGACCUGCUUCAAUCGAAGAAAAGGACAAGAUUGAAGAGUCCGAAAAGGCUCAACUACGAGGAAAACGCGACGUGAGUGGCCGUAAAGAAUCCACAUCCAGCAUGGAACUGGAAUGGAGAAGAGAAUCGGCCAUAAGUGCCUACAGUGAGAAGGAUUUGACCAAAGACGAAGAUACCUUCGAUAGCAAAGCUGAUUUCUCCUCAAGCCCAUUCGAAGAUAAGGACAGACCAGACUCCGCAGCCAGUCAGAUUUCAUCCAAGGACAAAGAAUUGCCACAUGAGGCUGAGGAAUCAGUCAAGGACAUGAAACCAGAAAGCAGAAAAGAAUCGCUAUUGUCCACAACCGAAGAAGAGACAAAAGAAACUGCAGUUUCGCCCUCUGCCUCUGUUGCCAGUGAAAAGGAAUCGGCACUGCCUGCAGACAAAUCACCUGUCACAUCCGACACCAAGGAUAUCUCACGUCCUGUUUCCGAAGCCAGUGCCAAGGCUGAGGACGAAAAACAAGUAUCCCGACCAGAAUCCGUUGCUUCACAGGCCGAAAGUAAAGCUAGCGAUAAAUCAGAACAAAAGGAAAUUUCUCGUCCAGUUUCGGUAACCAGUCACGCCACAGAUAUUGCUGAGGCUAUGUCGAGAAAGGAAUCUGUAAUUUCAACUACAGAAGAAAAGGUUACUUCUGAUGUAGCUUCACGAAAAGAAUCGAUUGUUUCCACUACUGACGAAAAACAAGCUUCACGGCCAGAAUCUGUUGCCUCCAGGAAAGAGUCCAUUAUCUCUGCCGCAGAAUCGGUUGCCUCACAUGCCGAAAGUAAGACCAGCGAACAAUCUGCAGCAUCUGAGCAAAAGGAUGCCUCACGUCCCAUCUCUGUUGUCAGCCAUACGAGCGAAGUCGUCGAUAUCACAUCACGUAAGGAGUCUGUUACAUCAGCAGCUGAAGCUUCAGAGGUUGUGUCACGCAAAGAAUCCAUUGUUUCUACAGCUCAAGAACAGGUGGCUUCCGAAGCUGGCGAUGUAAGCUCCCGCAAAGAAUCUAUAAUUUCCACAACAGUGGAUCAAAAGUCGUCAAGACCCGAAUCGGUAAUAUCACAGGCCGAAAGCAAGGCUAGCGAGAAGGUUGAGAGCAAGGUGGCAUCACCAACUGAAUCCGCGGCUAGCCACAAGGAAGAUGCCCAAGACACCAAAACAGAAGUCAAGGAAACCAUCACUAGUAGCAGCACAUCCUUAACGGAUGCAGCCAAAGAAUCGGCUGAAAAGAUCUCCACAAUUGUCACCACCACCACCAUAAUCUCAUCGGCCAGCGAAAAACAAGAAAGGCAGGCAUCCGCCCUCUCCAGCAGCAGCACGGAAAGCAAACAAAUUGUCACAGAGACAAGCCGCCUGUUGGCCAGUGAAAUUGCCAAGGCUUCCAGCGAGUCGCUCAGUGAAUCCCUAAAGAGCGUUAAGGUUGAAGUUGGUUCCCUACACGAAUCCGUCUCCAGCCUUGCCGCAGACAAAGAAACCUCAAAGACUAUUGAACGCGUCGAGUCUUUGACACAUGGCGAAGAUUCCCAAGCCUACUCCGAGGAAUGUUCUUCCGAAUCCAUGGUUAGUGAAAUCCAAACCUCAACUCAAACAAAACAGAAAUCGGAGAGCUCUUCGGUAUCGCUUGCCGAAUCCUCAGUCAAGGAGAGCCUCAAACAGACUGUUGAAGAAUUCCUGGCUACCGAAAAAAUCAUAUCCACCAAGGAGAGCAUGAGCACCCACGAAGCCAUCACCAAGUCAAAGGCCGGCACAUCUACCACCGUGACAACGACCAUCUCUGAUAGCAGACGUGCAUCAGCCAUGAGUCAAGCCAGCGAGGGUCGCCAAACACACAGUGACGUUGAAGACGAGUCGGAGGACGACGAAGAGAAGGCCCACAUCAAGGAGGGACGUUCCAAGUCAUUUGCCAAUAUAAUGACAACCAGCAUUUACAAGCCAUCCGAACAGGUCAGCGCUGCCGAAACUCUGGAAGAAGAGGAGACAUUGGAGGAAACACUGGCACAAAUGAAAACUUCAUCGGUACAAAUGUCCAGCACCAGUACCAGCAGUCAACAGAAAUCCCAGACUCUGACGCAGAAGGAAUCGUUAACAUUGGCCCAGACCUAUGAACAUGAACUGGCCGAUCGCAAAACACCACCCACAGCUCCAGUUAGCCCCGGUAUUAUUAAGACUACCACCACCACAACUACCGUUGGUGGAGCAGCAGCUACAACUGGCACAAAAAUUGCCUUGACUGAGACCACCACCACUACCAGCACUUCGGCGACUACUGCUCACAGUGGCCCACUGUCACCCAAGGACAUUAGCGGCAAAUCAAGUCCCGGCGCAUUGACUUCUGAGAGCCAAUCGAUACCAACCCCCAUGGGUAGAGAAUCGCUGACUGAAACUCCAGAAUCUUCGCCCAAGCCCACAUCACCCUUCCCUCGAGUCACGAAGGAAGAGUUGUCGUCGUCAGCUGCCACAUUUGGAACUACCGAACAACAGGCGGAAUCAAGCGCCUCGUCGACAGCCAUGUCGGCCAUGACCACGUCCAUGUUGCGCAAGGACUUCGAAACCCUGCCCGAUUUACACGAAGUGCGUGGCAUCGAAAAGACAGCCGCCCUCAGCGGCAGUACUGAAAAAAUCAUAACCACCACCAUCACCACGGUGACCAAAGUCAUAUCGACCGAUGGCAAGGAAAUCGUCACCGAAGAAAAGACAAUCACAACCACAGACUCGACAGAUCCCGAGGGCGAGAAGGUCACGGUGACCACCACACGUACCACCAGCGAAAGUGACAAGAGUGACGUGAUCUUGCCCAAAGAAGUGGCUAUGCUGCGCAGCAUGUACCGGUCUUCCACACCCGGCAGUGACGACACCAGCGACGACGAGGUACCCGCCUCGCCCCACUCAACUGGUUCCUUUGCCGGUGCCAGCAGCUACGAUUUACAGCGGUCCGGCUCGGGCGUGAGUAAACGUUCCGACUUCGAAAUAGACGAAAGUCAGGAUGACAUACCACCCCAAUACGAAGAAGUCUCUGCCGCCAGAUCAAUUACCUCCAGCAGUCAUUUCGCCCACAAGAUUGUCGAUCCAAUGAGCACCUCAUUCUACGGAGCACUGCCAGACUCAUUCGAUACCAAACCAACCUCCGCCACCCAACCCAUAACAAUUCAGGGCGCCACACAACGCCUACAAGACUUUGCUGAAUCGCCGAUGUCUCAGUCCUCGGGCUCGGUGGAUAGCACACGACACACGGGCGGUGACAUUAAAUUCCUCGAGGAGGCCGAGAUGGGUUUCAAGCAGGCCCUCAAGGAACACGUUGAGCUGCGUGGAGCCGACGUGAUGUCAUCGGUAACAGCCAAGUAUUCCUACUCGCCCUCAAAGGCCGAGGAAGUGGAGCAGACAGUAAGCAGCGCCGAACAGCCCAAGUUCCCCUUGAGCAGUGUACAGAAACCCAAAUUCUCGGAGGGAGCAACCACCACAAUGACCUCAGUGGAAACGACACAGGAUGGCGAUGGCAAAUCAACCACCGUGACGACAACCACAACGACCAGCCAAUCGUCGACAGGUGCCGGAGCCACAAGCCGCAUCACCGCCACAGAAACCACAACGUCUACCCAGUCCAGUUCGUCGACCACCACCACAAGUGUUGAUGACAAACUCAAGGAAUGGGGCAAACCAUUGGGUCUGCCCUCGCCCGCACCCAUGGCUGCCGAGGGUAGUGGUGAUGUCCGCACCACACCCAAAAAGGAGAGACGACUGAUGGCCACCAAGACUCGCCUGAACAACGAGAAGAAUUUGCGUAAACGUUCCGAAUCGCCCAGCAAAGCCAAGAAGCCCUCACCCGUCUAUGUGGACUUGACCUAUGUGCCACACAAUGGCAAUUCCUAUUACUCGCACGUGGAGUUCUUUAAGAGGGUGCGAGCCCGCUACUAUGUGUUCUCAGGUACCGAACCCAGCCGCCAGGUGUACGAUGCCUUGUUGGAGGCAAAACAAACCUGGGAGGAUAAAGAAUUAGAGGUAACUAUCAUUCCCACCUACGACACCGACGUCCUGGGCUAUUGGGUAGCUGAAAACGAAGAACUGCUGGCCAAAUACCGCAUCGAUCUCUCGCCAUCAGCCUCACGGUGUACCAUUAACCUGCAGGAUCACGAGACAUCUUGCUCCGCUUACCGUUUGGAAUUCUAGGCCACGGGGAUGUUUGUAGCGUUUUCGGAAAAUUAAGUUUCAAAAUUCAGUUAUCGUGUAAUAGA
Messenger RNA from Musca vetustissima, 18832 nucleotides. It is a transcript of the gene futsch, whose product is annotated as microtubule-associated protein futsch. Gene Ontology annotation, cellular component: microtubule; microtubule associated complex; neuronal cell body. Gene Ontology annotation, molecular function: microtubule binding; actin binding. The transcript has 10 exons. Gene Ontology annotation, biological process: axonogenesis; microtubule cytoskeleton organization; dendrite development. NCBI's taxonomy places the organism in Eukaryota, Metazoa, Arthropoda, Insecta, Diptera, Muscidae. The record is from RefSeq and is a predicted model, not a curated record. Bases 36 to 18767 code for a protein of 6243 amino acids.